This is a messenger RNA of Ziziphus jujuba (common jujube), 615 nucleotides long. RefSeq lists its product as uncharacterized. The record is from RefSeq and is a predicted model, not a curated record. The transcript has a single exon. Bases 1 to 615 code for a protein of 204 amino acids. NCBI's taxonomy places the organism in Eukaryota, Viridiplantae, Streptophyta, Magnoliopsida, Rosales, Rhamnaceae.
AUGGCUUCCGGUUCCAGUAGUAGUUCCAAGUCUGAGCAGCAACAUUUAGAAAAAUUAGAAGCUGCUCAGCAAAUGCUAAAUGAUGAUGAUGAUGACUACUCCAGCAAGCAAAUGAAGCACAUAGCUUUGGUGGUUAUAGGCAUAGUUGUGGUUAUGAGCAAACCAAUGGGCAUGAUUUGGGCAGUUGUGAAACCAAAACGACCCGUUUAUGCUAUCGAAUAUGGUUUGAUUUCAAAUGCGACAGUCCCAGGCAGCCUGGAAUCUCUCAUAGGCAACUUCAGGUUUGCGAUGAGGUCCUAUAAUCCAAACACCAAGACCACCAUAUACUAUGAUUCAACGAAGAUUUUAAGCCGUAACAGUAGCAACAAUGUGACUCGAAUUUCUUUCUUACGUUUUGCAAAAGUCGAGAAGAAACCUGGUUAUGAUGAUAUAUUUCAGUACCUACAACACGGGAAUGUGUCAUCAAACAUUUCGGUCCGGGCUGAGAUAAGGUAUGGGAUAGCAAACUGGAAGUCUUCGCCUCUACGUAUUGGGAUUUAUUGUCAACCUGCAAAUGUAAUGCUGGAACGGAAUUUUCAGCCGGCUGAUUUUUACGUAGACCUUUUACUUGUCUGA